Messenger RNA from Betta splendens (Siamese fighting fish), 3453 nucleotides. RefSeq names its product sorting nexin-14-like. Lineage: Eukaryota; Metazoa; Chordata; Actinopteri; Anabantiformes; Osphronemidae. Gene Ontology annotation, biological process: autophagosome maturation. The record is from RefSeq and is a predicted model, not a curated record. Gene Ontology annotation, cellular component: late endosome. Gene Ontology annotation, molecular function: phosphatidylinositol-3,5-bisphosphate binding. The transcript has 31 exons. The coding region runs from base 406 to 3375 and encodes 989 amino acids.
AAAAGUGCGGAAGAGCCGCGUGCCCCGCGUGCUCGUCCGCUAAAUGCCAUUCGUCGUAUUCACUGAGUGACUCGUUCAAACACGGAGACCAGUGCUUUCCACGCCGCCGCCGCGGCUGCUGCUGCGAGCUCGGCGGAGGUGACAUCACGCGUCCCCAGCGCCAGGCUCCGAGCGUUGCCCCUCCGCGGACGGACCGGAGCCAUUAGCUUAGCCGAGCGCUAAGCUAGCCGAGGCUGUCGUUGCCGCUGAUCCCGCCGCGUCCAGCUGCGCUGCAGCUCGCGCAUCCCCGCGCGUGUCCAACAAACGGCCUGCGACUAUAUUCUGCAGAUUCAUGGUGUGAAAAUGCCUCCAACCGCGCACCGAACCCUGACAUAACACGCAGCGGUCGCAUAUGCUGCUGCAAAGAUGGGCCGCAUCAGGGCUUAUUUGCAGAGAAUGAGGGGCAGGAUGCGGCUGGGCCGCCUCAGAGAGCUGGGCCGACAGUAUCCAGUCUUCUGCUUUCUGCUGCUGCUGCUGCUCCUCUCCACUGUGCUGCUGAACAGGUAUAUUCACAUUAUCAUGGUGUUUUGGUCCUUCCUGGCUGGAGUGGUUACUUUCUACUGCUCCUUGGGGCCCGAGUCUUUGCUGCCCAACAUCUUAGUCUCCAUUAAACCUAAGACAAAGUCCUACCAGCAGGAGCUGUUUCCACUGGGCCACAGCUGUGCUGUCUGUGGAAAAAUCAAAUGUAAACGGCACAGACCGACCCUGCUGCUGGAAAACUAUCAGCCGUGGCUGGAUCUGAAAGUUCCUUCUAAGGUGGAUGCUUCUUUGUCAGAGAUAUUGGAGCUGGUUCUGGAAAACUUUGUGUAUCCUUGGUAUAGAGACAUCACGGACGAUGAGGCAUUUGUGGAUGAGCUGAGGGUGACUUUACGUUUCUUUGCCGCUGUGUUGGUUCGCCGAACGCAGAAGGUGGACGUGGCUGCCCUCAUCACUCAAAAGCUCCUGAAGGCUUCAAUGAAGCAUAUUGAAAUAAUAAGCAAAGCAAGGCAGAAAGUAAGGAACACAGAGUGUCUUCAACAAGCUGCCCUGGAAGAAUACGGCCCUGACCUCCACAUAGCUCUGCGCAGUCGCAGGGACGAGCUUCUCUACCUCCGGAGGCUGACUGAGAUGCUCUUCCCCUACAUUCUCCCACCCAAGGCCACAGAUUGCAGAUCUCUUACUCUCCUGAUAAAAGAGGUCUUGGCUGGUUCUGUCUUCCUUCCUUCAAUGGAUUACUUGGCUGAUCCUGACACAGUAAAUCAUUUAAUUCUGAUUUUCAUCAACAACUCUCCUCCUGAAGAAGAUGCAGAGCAAACAUCAGCACUGGUUCCUUUCCUGCACAAGUAUUCGGAUACUCGCAACAAAAAACCCUCUGUGCUAAAACUGGAGUUGAAGGAAAUUAGAGAGCAGCAAGACCUUCUCUUUCGUUUCAUGAACUUCCUGAAGCAGGAGGGGGCCGUGCAUGUGCUUCAGUUCUGCCUUGCCGUUGAGGAAUUCAAUGAUAGGAUACUGUGCCCAGAGCUGUCUGACUCAGAGAAGAUGAUGCUUCAUGAAGAGGUGAAGAAGAUCUACGAGACCUACUGUUUGGAUGAGAGCGUCGAUAAAAUCCGCUUUGAUCCAUUUAUAGUGGAGGAAAUACGUAACAUUGCAGAGGGCCCGUAUGCAGAGGUGGUGAAGCUGCAGACCAUGAGGUGUCUGUUUGAAGCCUACGAGCACGUCCUGUCCCUCUUGGAGAACGUGUUCACCCCCAUGUUCUGUCACAGUGAUGAGUACUUCCGACAGCUUCUGAGAGGGGCUGAAUCUCCUGCAAGGAAUUCCAAGAUGAGCAGAAAUAGCCACAGUCUGGAUGACAUUCGUUCCUGGGACUGGAGCCCCGAGUCCCCAUCCUCACUGUUCACCGCCUCUGGCAGCUCGUCACCUGCAUCCUAUAGCUCCCUCCAUGCCCAGUCCACGUUCACCACCUUCCCAUACGGCUCGCUAUCCCACCGUCACUCAUCACCCAAGAGCACAUCAAAGCGCGGCGAGUCCUUUGGGAUCAGCCGUAUUGGCAGCAAGAUCAAAGGAGUGUUCAAGAGCACUACUAUGGAGGGAGCCAUGCUGCCAUCCUAUGGUUUGGUGGAGGGAGAGGACGAUAUGGUGGAGGAAGCCAUGAUGGUGCUGGAGGACGACUCCCCCAUGGAGGCAGCUUCCACCCCCAGCACGCCGCGGAACCUCUCGGCCUGGAACAUCACCAUCCCGUACAUCGAUUUCUAUGACGACGACGUGAAGAGAGAGAGGAUUCCCGUGUUCUGCAUCGAUGUGGAGCGGAACGACAGAAAGGCGGUGGGACAUGAGAUGGAGCACUGGUCUGUGUACAGACGAUAUCUGGAGUUCUAUGUGCUCGAGUCAAAGCUCACGGAAUUUCAUGGCUCAUUUCCAGAUGCACAGUUGCCUUCGAAGAGAAUCAUCGGCCCAAAGAACUACGAGUUCCUAACAUCGAAGCGGGAGGAGUUCCAGGAGUAUCUUCAGAACCUCCUGCAGCACCCGGAGCUGAGCAACAGUCAGCUGCUAGCCGACUUCCUGUCUCCUCACAGUAUGGAGUCCCAGUUCCUGGAUAAGAUGCUGCCCGACGUGAACCUGGGAAAAAUCAUCAAGGCAGUUCCCAGCAAACUGAUAAAAGAGAAAGGACAGCAUCUGGAGCCUUUCAUCCAGUCCUUCUUCAACUCCUGCGAAUCCCCUAAACCCAAACCCAGCCGCCCCGAGCUCACCAUUCUGAGCCCCACCUCUGAAAAUGACAAGAAGCUCUUCAAUGACCUCUUCAAAAACAACGCCAACCGAUCGGAGACGACGGAGAAGAGACACAACCAGAACUACUUCAUGGAAAUGAUCACCGUUGAAGGGGUCUAUGACUACUUGAUGUAUGUGGGCCGGGUCGUCUUCCACAUCCCUGACUGGCUGCAUCACCUCCUGAUGGGCGGCAGGAUCCUGUUCAAGAACACACUGGAGGCCUACACUGAUCACUACCUUCAGUGCAAACUGGACAAGGUGGUGCAGGAGCACCGCCUGGUCUCCCUCAUCACCUUACUUCGAGACACAGUUUUCUGUGAGAGCAGUCCGCCCCUCUCGGCCCAAGAGAAGCAGAGGAGGGCCAAGAAGACGUUUGAGGAGAUGAUGAACUAUAUUCCAGACCUUCUGGGGAAAUGCAUCGGCGAGGAGGCCAAAUACGAAGGGGUCCGUCUGCUCUUUGACGGACUGCAACAGCCAGUUCUCAACAAACAGCUGACCUAUGUGCUGUUGGACAUUGCCAUUCAGGAGCUUUUUCCAGAGCUAAACAAGCAGGUACAAAAGGAAACAUCUGUCAUGGCUCCAUGGAUGUAAAACACAUGAGCAACGGUCUGUUCUGCUGUACAGUAUGCAUGUGUCAAAUCUAAUGUAAAAUAAAUAAUGUACUCUUUA